AUGACAUGGUGUCAGCCAAUAAGUCUAACAGGCAAUUUAGCGAAAAAUUGGAAGAACUGGCGUCAGACUUGGCAAGCAUAUGAAGUAAUCACAAACCUCGCCGAACGCGACCAAAAAUAUCGAGUUGCUACGUUUAUCACGUGUAUUGGUCCUGAAGCCAUGGAAAUUCAUAAUGGUUUACCUUUCCGAAAUGACGAGGAAAGACAAGACAUUACGAAGAUAAUAGAACUAUGGAACAAUUACUGCAUAGGUAAGACAAAUCCUAUUUAUGAGCGGUAUAAAUUUCACAACAGAUUUCAACAACAAGGAGAGACAAUAGACACAUAUGCGACAGUCAUUCGUACUUUAGCUGACAGAUGCAAAUUUGGAGCCCUUAAGGAGGAGUUAGUUAGAGACAGAAUAGUAUGCGGAAUACGUGACAAUACUUUGCAGAAGAAAUUGCUACAAGAAACCAGUUUAACCUUAGAAAAAUGUUUAAACAUAUGCAGAGCAGCCGAAGCAGCAAACAAUCAACAGAAGCAAAUAUCGCACAACACUUCAGAGUCUACACAUGCACUCAAACCAAAAGGGAAGCCCCAAUUCAAUAGCCAAAGAAAACCGAAGUUACCAUGUCCUGAUUGUAAAUAUUGUGGCAGGCGACAUGAGCGUAAGAAAGAAAAAUGUCCAGCCUACAAUAAAACAUGCAAUAACUGCUCAAUGAAACAUCACUUUAGUUCUGUUUGUCAGCAACCAAAAAGACAAGAAAGAGGGCCAAAGACAAUACAAACUGGCAGAUCUAAAACACACCAAGUUCAUGAGGAAACUGAUCAGUCCACUGAUGAUGAGAUUUGGUCAAUUACAGAACGAGUAAGUACAGUCCCGGGGAGGGAUUGUGUAUGUGCAGGUAUACAAUUGGGCGACCAGAUAAUACAGAUGCAAAUUGACACUGGUGCAACAUGCAAUGUAUUACGGCAUUCCUAUUUGCCUAAAGAUGUCAAGGUCCAGCCAACCAAUAGAAAUUUAUUUACCUAUUCUGAGUCAAAGCUUGAAGUACUAGGCAAGGCAGUGUUGAACAUUUGUAACCAAAAGAACAAUUGUAAGUACUUUGAAGAAUUUUUGAUUGUUAAAGAUGGGUCCAUUCCCCUGUUAGGAGUUAAAACAGCUCAAAAGAUGGAACUGUUAGUCAUUCGACACCAAAAUAUCUUACAUAUGGAUUGUAGUAAUGCAGUAACAUCUCGGGAGCAGCAGAGAUUAAGUAAAGAGGAUGUAUUGUCAAAGUAUGCAGAUCAAUUUACAGGUUUGGGUAAGAUUGAAGGCAAACUUCAUCUAGAGGUGGAUGAAACAGUGACUCCAGUUGUGAUGCCACCUCGCCGUGUCCCAAUUGCUGUGAAACCCAAGUUAAAAGAAGAGCUUGAUCGCCUUGAAGCCCUUAACGUCUUAGUGAAAGAAGAGAAACCAACAGCAUGGGUGUCUGGGUUUGUAGCAUCUGCCAAGCCAAAUGGAAAAGUAAGGGUAUGUAUUGACCCACAGCAUCUAAAUACCGCACUGAAGCGUAGACAUUAUCCCCUUCCAGUUGUUGAGGAGAUACUCCCAGAGUUAGACAAAGCAAAGUUUUUCACAAAGGCUGAUCUCAAAGAUGGGUAUCUACAGAUCCAGUUGGAUGAAGAUUCUAGCAAGCUUACUACGUUUCAGACAACAUGGGGUAGGUCUCGCUGGCUCCGCAUGCCCUAUGGAAUUUGCCCAGCUUCCGAGUGCUUUCAGCAGAAGCUUGAUCAAUGCCUUGAAGGAUUGCCAGGGGUGUAUAAGAUAGCUGAUGAUUUACUCAUCAUCGGAAAGGGAGACACCGAUGAAGAGGCAGAGUGUGACCACGACCAACAUCUGACAAUGCUGUUUGAACAUGUCGAGCAAAGAAUGUCAAGUUAA
This is a messenger RNA of Dendronephthya gigantea, 1902 nucleotides long. RefSeq lists its product as uncharacterized. NCBI's taxonomy places the organism in Eukaryota, Metazoa, Cnidaria, Anthozoa, Malacalcyonacea, Nephtheidae. The transcript is spliced from 2 exons. Bases 1 to 1902 code for a protein of 633 amino acids. The record is from RefSeq and is a predicted model, not a curated record.